Messenger RNA from Vicia villosa (hairy vetch), 354 nucleotides. RefSeq lists its product as uncharacterized. The transcript has a single exon. The coding region runs from base 1 to 354 and encodes 117 amino acids. NCBI's taxonomy places the organism in Eukaryota, Viridiplantae, Streptophyta, Magnoliopsida, Fabales, Fabaceae. The record is from RefSeq and is a predicted model, not a curated record.
AUGCAGCAUCUUGCUAUGUUUGUUUCAAAUGAUCCCACCACCUUUGAGGAAGCAGCAAAAACUCAGGUAUGGAGGGAUGCAAUGGACCAUGAGAUUGCAACAAUUGAGAAGAAUAGAACAUGGGAAUUAGCAUAUCUGCCAACAGGAGCAAAAAAGAUUGGUGUUAAGUGGGUAUUUAAGACCAAAAUGAAUGAAAAAGGAGAAGUAGACAAAUGCAAAGCGCGGCUUAUCGCAAAAGGGUAUGUUCAACAAUCUAGAAUCGAUUACACUGAGGUAUUUGUGCUCGUGGCAAUAUGGGAUACAAUUCAACUAACGUUGUCCAUUAUCGCUAGUCGAGGAUGGAAAGUUUAUUAA